Messenger RNA from Cynocephalus volans (Philippine flying lemur), 6045 nucleotides. RefSeq names its product multiple EGF like domains 9 (gene MEGF9). Gene Ontology annotation, biological process: tissue development; animal organ morphogenesis. NCBI's taxonomy places the organism in Eukaryota, Metazoa, Chordata, Mammalia, Dermoptera, Cynocephalidae. The record is from RefSeq and is a predicted model, not a curated record. The transcript is spliced from 6 exons. Bases 106 to 1881 code for a protein of 591 amino acids.
GAGGAAGGUGGCGAUGGUGCGCUCGGUGUCGGCGGUGGUUGUGGCGCCUUCCUCGGUCGGUGUGCAGGGAAGAGAAGAUGACUGACCAACCGACUGGCUGAAUGAAUGAAUGGCGGACCCGAGCGCGCCAUGAGGAGCCUGCCGAGCCUGGGCGGCCUCGCCCUGUUGUGCUGCGCCGCUGCCGCCGCCGCAUCAGCCGCCUCGGCGGGGAAUGUCACCGGUGGCGGCGGGGCCACAGGGCCGGUGGACGCGUCCCCGGGCCCGGGGCUGCGGGGCGAGCCCAGCUAUCCCUUCCCUAAGGCGACGACUCCCACGGCCCAGGCCCCGCGGACCGGACCCCCGAGCGCUACCCCGCACAGAUCCCUGGCUGCGACCUCUCCAGCCCAGUCCCCGGAGACCAGCCCUCUUCGGGCGACGGCCGGACCCGCUCCGACCACUGGCCCCUCGCCAACCACCCCUCCGGCGGUGGAACGCACUCCGACCACCCCUCGGGCGCCGACCAGACCCGCGCCGGCCACCCUCUCGACGACCACUGGCCCGGCGCCGACCACCGCUGUAGCAACUACCGUUCCGGCGCCCACCACUCCCCGGACCCCGACUCUCGUUCUCCCCAGCACCAGCAGCGCCUCGUCCACCCCACCUGCCACCGAGGCUCCCUCCCCUCCUCCCCCAGAGUAUAUAUGUAACUGCUCUGUGGUUGGGAGCCUGAAUGUGAAUCACUGCAAUCAGACUACAGGGCAGUGUGAAUGUCAACCAGGUUAUCAGGGACUUCGCUGUGAAACCUGCAAGGAGGGUUUUUACCUGAAUCACACAUCUGGGCUCUGUCUGCCGUGUAUCUGUAGUCCACAUGGAGCCUUCAGCAUGCUUUGCAACAGUUCUGGGAAAUGCCAGUGCAAAAUAGGUGUCACUGGCUCUACGUGUGACCGAUGUCAAGAUGGAUAUUAUGGCUUUAGUAAGAAUGGCUGUUUGCCCUGCCGAUGCAAUAAUCGGUCUGCCAGUUGUGAUGCUGUCACAGGUGCUUGUUUAAACUGCCAGAAAAAUAGCAAGGGAGAUAACUGUGAAGAAUGCAAAGAAGGAUUUUAUCAGAGUCCUGAUGCCACUAAAGAAUGUCUUCGCUGCCCUUGUUCAGCAGUGACAUCUACAGGCAGUUGCACGAUAAAUUUGGGUGAAUUGGAACCUAAAUGUGUCCGCUGCAAAGAUGGUUACACAGGCGAGAACUGCAAUAAAUGUGAAUAUGGCUAUUACAAUUUUGACAGCAUCUGUAUAAAGUGCAAAUGUCAUGGCCACGUGGACCCAAUUAAAACUCCAAAGAUUUGUAAGCCCGAGAAUGGUGAGUGCAUCAACUGCCUCCAUAACACCACCGGGUUUUUUUGUGAGAACUGCCUGGAAGGUUAUGUUCGAGACUUCGAGGGAAAUUGCAUCAAGAAAGAAGUUAUUGUUCCAACACCUGAAGGUUCUACCAUUUUGGUUUCCAAUGCCUCUUUGACCACAUCAGUGCCCACCCCUGUUAUAAAUAGUACAUUUACCCCCACAACCCUGCAGACUAUCUUUUCAGUAAGCUCUUCUGAAAACAGCACUUCAGCUUUAGCUGAUGUAUCAUGGACCCAAUUUAACAUCAUCAUUUUGACAGUCAUCAUCAUUGUGGUGGUGCUGCUAAUGGGAUUUGUGGGGGCUGUAUAUAUGUACCGUGAAUACCAAAACCGGAAACUCAAUGCCCCCUUUUGGACCAUCGAGCUGAAAGAAGACAAUAUCAGUUUCAGCAGCUACCAUGACAGCAUUCCCAAUGCAGAUGUAUCGGGAUUGUUGGAAGAUGAUGGCAAUGAAGUGGCUCCCAAUGGGCAACUGACCCUGACGACACCCAUACAUAACUACAAAGCCUAAGGAGCUAGAGCUAUUCUGGAUUGUUAAACCACAGUGCUUACUAAAACAGCAUCAGUCCCUGGGCCACACAAAGCCUGGGUGGAGUUUGCUGAGAAAGCAAAGGCCAAUAGUGCAUCUGAAAUUUUUGGGUACAAAUUUGUAAUGUGCUUAGCCUAUCUGUUGCUCUUAGAUUUCCCAUGAAGAUCUGAAGUAUUCACUGUCACUAAAGACCUGAAGUAAAGUAUAUUUUUGUACCAAACCACAUGGGAAUAAGGAAAGGCUGAACUCCAUAGCACAGCCCAAAUCCACUUUGAUCUUCAAAUAGACUUGUGGGGAAAUGUUCACCAAACCAGUGGUAACAGGAUAAUGGAUGUGGAGGGGGAAAGGACUGCUGGAAGACUUCAUCUCCAUUCCUGAAACACAUUUUUAUUUAGAGGAGGGUCAGGGAUUAUAUUAAUUUUACUGUACUAAAAGACAUCAUUGAGGAAAAGCUGGCAUCUAGGCUGUAUCUUGAUUGUUUCUGGAAUAGGGGCAGAAAAGUCCCAACAAGGUCUUUAGAAGGGCUUGAUUUUUCCUCCAAGGAUUCUUGCCCAGUGAUGACAUUAAAGCACAGGAUAAACUUGUAAUGGUAAAGAGAGAAAGGCAGCAUUGGGGAGCAGGAAGCUGAUGGUCCCACUCAGGGUCUCAGUGUAAAUGAUUAAUUGUCUGAAAAUAAGGAAUAUUCCUGUAUCUAGAGAAAUAAGAUGUACAUAGUUAAUGUAGCAUAUCUGGUCAACAUUGUAUUUCUAUCUAUUUGUAAAAAAAAAAUCAUGUCAUAUUUUAUCAUCUAGAAUUUAUUUGUACAGCAGUUAAUGGCAUUGUAAAAAGAAAAUAUGGGAUUGGUUAAAAUACUGUAAAAUAGAUGGCAAUAUUGCUAGAGCUGGGACUCUGGUGAGCAUCAGUCAUUUUCAGUCCCUGUUUGGACAUUGUUGAAAUUUAUGAGGUUGAAUGUUUCUAGUUUUUCUUUCCUUUCUCAAUUUAAAAGUAGAGUUAUAUGCUCUUUAAUAUAGAUUCAAGCAAUAGAUUUUGAAGUCAAUAAUUGUUAAGCUGGGACACAGGCUGCAUUCUCCAAAAUACUUAAUUAGAUACUAGGCACUCUAUAUAUUUUACAUAGAUUAAUAUAAAACAUAUCCUAAUUAAACAUGUUUUUCCUAAAUGUAGGAGACAGUCUUCCAAAGGAUAGAAAUAUUUUAGUUACAAAAGAAAAGCCAUCAUAAUCACUUCAGAUUCCUAAUUUUCAUGCUUGUGAAAUAUGAGGAUUUAUACCCGCUCCCCCCAAAAUAAAAACCCUCCAUUUGAACAUAGCCCAUCAAUCAUUUGCUGUGAGGUAUGUGCCAUCUCUCUGCAGUGCUAUAGUUCUCCCAUCUUCCUGUCUGGUUAGAGGAUAACUCUGUAGUUUGGUGUGCAUAGUUAGUACUUGGUUUUAGAUACAGUUUUUUCCUAGAGGCCAACUGUUGCUCUCAUUUAUUAUGGUGUUGACAGAUUGUAGAUUAAGCAAGCUAGGAAAGGUGGCCAGAAGUCAAAUAUAGAUAUUUAUUAGGAGGAACAGCAAACUGUGAAGUGGAUAGAAAAACACAAAGGCUUUUUUUUUUAUCAGAUUAGACUUAGGAAAUCCAAGUUGACCCCUUUGCCUCACUUCCUCAGAGAAAAACCUAGAAUUUGGUCAUCCCUUUAUAGGAGACCCCUAAGUUGUUCUCAGGGUUUGGAGAUGAUGUUCUGUAGGAUGUACAGACAAAUAAUCUACUUCUGGUAACCUGAGGAUGCUCUGCAUAUUUGGCCAUUGCUCACAAGAGUAGAGAUUACAUUAUAUUAAAAUUAUUUAAUAUUUCUACAGCCCUUUGUAGUUUGCAAAGCACUUUUCCAUAUGUGUGUCCUUUGUUCCUCACCAUAGCCCCUGAGGAAGUAAUUAUUGUCUCCACUUUGUAGAUGAGACUGAGGCACAGAGAGGUUCAAUGUCUUGUUCAAGGCUACACAAUGUGUGUCAUUAUUUGGCUUGGAAUCGGGACUUAUAGUUCUGAAGCACAUAUUCUUUCAACUAUACACUAAUGCAGAAAUUUCCUAGCCAUGGACACAAGAAGGCUGGGAGGAAGAGUUCCACUUAUGGAUGUUUCUAAUGUUUUUGUAAGUACCAGAUAUAAUUGAGAGACAUACAGCUGUGAAGGACUUUGUGGAGAGAACACAGGAGGAAAAUUAUCUGAAGCCAGUGUUAAUGAUAAGAAAACACAACUACCAGUUUGUGCUUCAUUAAAGUGAACUAACCCUUCCAAGGAGGGAGGUAAGACUUGCCUUCCCAGCAGUUGCUGCAUAGUUGUGUAUGGACUGUGCACUGCAUAAUUCCAAGGAAUUAUGCAAUUUGGCAUACCUGCCUUUCUCCCAGAUACCCGUGCCAAAAAGAAUCAAGAUUGAGGAUGGUGAGAAAUAAACAUUUGUUAAAAGGAAGUUAAUCCAAUGUAGAAAGAAGGAGUGUUUGUUGGAGUCUAAGAGCCAAAGCCAAGUAGUUAGGAUUCCGGCCAUGUAGAGAUUCCUUAAAACAGACCUUAAUGCAAAAAUUGCAGUAAUCAAAUAACAAAGAAUGUUGACUUUUACAUACUUGUUAAUAGCUCCUAGGUCAUGUUCUUAAUUUUUCCCAAAGGAAAAAAAAAAUUAAGGUCUUAAAAUUUGUUUUAAAUAAUAUUCUUUAGUGACCCCAGCAUUUUGCUUGUGGAAAUAAUUUUGUCCUAAAAUAUAAAUCAAUCAUGUAAUGAUCUAUUACUGAAAUCAGACUAGGAUACUAGUAUGGAAUGCACAGCACAAUAUUCAUUCAUCUGAAGGCGUGAUCCCCAUGAAUAAUGGUGUCCAACAGCAGGACCCCAUCAGUCCUUUAGAAGCCCUAAUAUUGGAAGAAUUUUUGUCUAAGGAUGAGAAAUAUGUUUAUUUUUAAAUAAGACUUACGUGAGUCUUACUGAGAAAUGACAGAUACUGCUCCUAAGGGAUACCUUUUAUCUUCAUUAAUUCAUUUUAGGAAGCCCUUAUGCAUUUCUGAUAGAUGCCCUAGGUAGUGUUCUGAAGUAUGUCUUUGUCUUCCCUUACUUCCCCCUCCCUCCCUCCACCCUCUACCUCCCAGGACUCUCUUAUUUAUGGACUUUCUCAGUUAUAGAGAAAAAGUGAUAAUAAAAACUAAACCUCAUUUAUACUAAGGUCCUAUGGACCUAGUAUGUUACCUUUUCCAGGUAUACCUGGAUUUUAAGAGUGAAGAACAGAGCAGAUACAGGAUGGAAGGAGAGAGACUUUUUUGGACAGGAUUUGUUGAAGCCUCAAAUUAUGUGGCUACUCUCUAGCCCCAGGACACUUAGCCCUUCUUGUACUGUGAUGGAAGCAGAGAGCUAAAGUAACAGUACUUCUUCUUGACAGCUUCAAUUGGAAAUGGCUCCAGUACUUUCUGUGGGACAUUUGAUGAACGUAACACCACUUAUUAUGAAUGUCUGGUUCUUAUAUUUUGGGGUAUGUAGGUAGGAUUUGAAUUUUCACAUCUCAAGGAAAACUCUCUGAACAAAAAGUUCAGAGAAGUAAAAGGCAACCCAGUAUAACCUAUUGGAGCAAGGAAGGCAUUUUUGGCCUCAUUCAUAAGGAACCUUUGGCUUGUUAUGAUCUUUUUGACAGUAAGGAGUUUGCGAGUUAAAAUGUGUGCAGGGGAGUAAUGGAAGGUUAAUGCAUUCUUCUCUUUAACCCUGAGCCAGUGACUAUGCCAAGGGGAAAAGCAAGAAGAACAUACUGAUUCAUCUGAAGAAGUCAAAUAAUAUGGAAUGGACUAAAGGUUAUGGAUCAUUAAAAUGUCAGUGGUUGAAUGAUGCUUUUUCAAAGGCGAUUGGGAAUCUUUCUCUCUUGUUACUUAUGCAUAUGCAAUAACUACGGCAGCAGCCCUAGAAUGUGAGCCCAGGGCUUCAGAUCUGUUAGUCCAAAAACUAAAUGAUUUAAGGUCAAGUUGUAUGCUAGGCACAAGUACUCUGUAAUAAUGUUAAAUUUCAGUGUGAGCAAUUAGGGAAUGUUUCUGAAACAUUAAACUUGUAUUUAUGUCACUAAAAUUCUAACACAAAUUUUAAAAAGAUGUCUCAUACAUAUGCUGUACUAGGCUUCAUGAUGCAUUUCUAAAUUUGUGUAUGAUUUGAA